Molecule: messenger RNA, 1887 nt
Organism: Cucurbita pepo subsp. pepo (vegetable marrow)
Lineage: Eukaryota; Viridiplantae; Streptophyta; Magnoliopsida; Cucurbitales; Cucurbitaceae
Source: RefSeq, a predicted model, not a curated record
AUGGGGAGAAGUGGUUCAAGGUCUCUGUCGUACACUCCCUGCUCCAAUUCCUAUCGCCAUAGUCAGAGAAGUAAAAGGGACCCAAGUCCUUCCCCCUAUGAUUCCACUACCCAUUCUAGGAGAAGCAGCCGUUCAAGUUCCCUCAGCCGCCAACGCAGAAGUAGGUCUUCCUCGUUAUCUCCUUUCCCCAAAUCGUCCAGUUCCAGUCCUAGUCAUGCAUCCACUGAUCGGAAUCAUUCCAUAGAGAAGCUUAAGAAAGAGGAAGAAGAGAUGAAAAGGCGUGAAACAGAGUUGAAGAAGUUAGAAGAAGAUGCAGCUAGGAGGAUGGAAGAACUAAUUCAGAAGAAUGUUGAAGAAAGGCUAAACUCUGAAGAGACUAAAUUAGAAAUACAGAGGCGAAUAGAGGAAGGUCGCACGAAGUUGUUUGAUGAUGUUGAUGUGCAGCUUGAGAAAGAGAAAGAAGCCGCUCUUACUGCUACAAGACAAAAAGAAGAACAAGCACGAAAAGAGAGAGAAGAGCUAGAUAAAAUGCUGGAAGAGAAUAGAAGAAGGGUAGAAAAAGCACAGCGACGAUUAGUUCUUGAGCUACAGCGGAAGGAAGAAGAACAAUAUUGUGAGCUCGAGUUGAUUCAGAGACAAAAAGAGGAGGCAGCUCAGAGAACUAAGCUAGAUGAUAAGAGUUUGAGUUAUGUUUUGCUGGGAGUUAGUGAAGAGUCAAAAGCUUACAGACUCUAUGAUAUAGAAACGGCAGAUGAAAAUAAGGAUAUAGAAGCGGCAGAUGAAAAUAAUGAUAUAGAAGCGGCAGAUGAAAAUACUGCAGAGGAAAAUAUUUCAUCUGGCUCUUUGGCUGAAGCAAGCUCUCCUAGCUUGAAUAAGGCAAGGAAUAAGAGACCACCAGUCUGGAUGAGAGACUAUGCAAUAAGAGAAGUUUUUGUUUGUAAAGAAGAUGAUGAAGCUCAGCCAUGUUUACCCCUACUGAACCUGCAAACUUUGUAAACUUUAGAGAAGUAUUGAAGAGUGAGAAAUGGAGGCAAGCAAGGGAUCUGGAGCAAUAAACAGAAAUGGCACAUGGGAAUUGAUGAAGUUACCUAGUGGAAGUUUGGUAUGAGGUCGUGGAUAUAAACUGAUUACUAUUCGUGUUCAGUUUAAGGGAGGGAUUGUUAGGAUUAGAUUUGAUUGAGUUAUUUGGAUUAGAUUUGAUCUAGUUAUUUGAAUUAGAUUUGAUUUAGUCAUUCUUCAAUUGGAUGAGAGAUUUCUCCCAAUUCUUCUGAUCUUACAGUUUUGUUUUUCUGUUACUAACAGUAACAUGUCAUUCUUAAAAAACUAGGAUACCGAUGUGACAAUGAUACAUUAAUUAAAAAGAAUUAUUUCAAAAAAUUUAUCAAUUUUAUAUUAGAAAUAAAUUCAUAUAAAUAAGUUUAUAUAUUUGUAUACUUAAAAAAAAGCUUAAUGUAUGUUUCACUCUCAAAAUAUAUUCAAAGUCAAGUGUCUGAUACGAUGGAUUAUAAAUUUGUAAUGUAUCCAUUGUAUUAACAAGUGUUCAGUACAUGCCCAACACGUGUCAGAUUAGUGAAACUAAGUUAUUCUCAUGCUCUCUUUACACCCAUUUAAAGUAGUUUGAAAACUAGCACGUCAAAUAUUAUAAUUGACUAACUACAACUUCAAUUUUGUGCUUUAAGGAUGGUUUUGACCCAAGAGAAAUAAAAUCCUUAAUUUAGUAUAUGGUAGCAAAGAUGGACAUGAGAAUGAGUUAUUCUCAUAUGGAAAGAGAUUUAACCUUAAGUUAUAUCUCAUAUCCUCUCUUAACCAAUUAUUUAGUUUUAUUUAGUAUGUUUUAGAAAGAUACGUCCAUCAAUAGCAAAAGAAAAAUAAAAUAAAAUAAAAUAA